AUGGAUUAUCAGCAGCAGCAGCAGCAGCAGCAGCAGCAACAACAACAGCCACAGCAACAACAUCAAUUGCAGCAGCAGCAGCAGGAACCCAAGCAAAAACCGGUGAAGCUUGAAAAGCAACGCAGAGCAUACCAAGCAUGCAAGAACUGCCGCUUGAGAAAGGCAAAAUGCAUCUUCCCAAACAACAUCAUCAAACCACCUUGCAUGAGGUGCGAACGCGAAGGCAAAGACUGCACGUUCCUACCCUCGCGCCGUGGUGGGCGCACAAACGUCGAGCUGGGUCGCGCCCGACACAAGAAAAAAGAUCCCGUCAAUGCUGAAACCCUGGCGUUUGCUUUUCUUCGCAAUCCCGCUGACGCCCUCGACAUUCUUGCUCGAACAUCAUCAUAUGCCGUCCCCGACGACGAUCCUCAAACCCCUGCCGCGAACACAGUCGCUUCUACUGCAGAAGCUGAUGGUAGCGCAACCAACGUCUCCGCCAUCAAAAAGUCUUCCUCCAUUUCCGCCACCGCUGCGACCGAUAAUACGGUCGACAAUCACGAAAUCAAUCAUGACAAUGACAACAACAGCAGUCAAGCCGACAACUCCUCUCUGAACAAAGCAAGCUCUAGCAUCAACAACAAUAACAGCAACAACAACAAUAGAAACGGCAAUAGCAGUAUCGGCGGCAACAUAAACGCGAACCAAUCCAGUCUCAAUUCCUCGCUGUCUGGUCGAAACAACAACGACAACAAUACUCGCGACUCCGGCAUCACUUUCCAGUCGCCUGCAGAGCCAAAGCGGCAUCAGGAACGAAUACUUGAUUUCCAACUCAUCAAGCGCGGCUACAUCAAUCCCACCCAGCUACGCACCUUUGUCUCCAUAUUCUUCAGUCGGCACCAUCACUAUCUACCUCUUGUACCUGCAACCAAAGCUCCUCUGACUGAUGAGCUUCUGAGCGAAUUCGUUGCCAAUGAGCCAUUUCUGCUGACUGCCAUGGUCAUCAUUGCUUCCCGUUACGAAAAUCACAUCGUACACGACCUGUGCUGGGGAUACAUGCAGCAUCUGAUAUCCGAGCUCAUGUUUGGAGUUGAGCCCACCGUCGGCGCGGUAGAGUCUCUGCUCUUGCUAUCUGAGAACAUUCCAAGGCUGGCCAAUGUCGAGACACACAAACUGAGCUACUAUGAGGAGCGGAUGACAUGGAAUCUGAUUGGACUCGCAAUCCGACUGAGUUACUAUCUGGGUUUUGAUCAAAAGACUCUGAUUGGACUGCAUGACCAUAUGGACAAUGAAACUCAUCGCGAGAGACUGGCGUGGACUUAUUGCUACUUCCACGAUCGACAGGCAUCAAUCCGACUUGGCAAAGCGUUUUGGUCUCGAGGACCAGGACUGUGCUUCCAGAACCCGGAUGCUGGUGCGUCGAUCAUCAGCGACUCUUCCCUCAACUUUCCGACUCUUGCACUGUCAAACGGUAAUCGGGAAGAUUAUUCGUCACAUGUCCAGGCUCAUUUGGAAUUGACCCAGAUCCUGACAAACAUUCACGACACUCUGUAUCCAUCGCGUGACCGCACUAUUGCGCUUGUGCUUGUGGGAGAAUACUACCGCAUCCUGGACGAGUACACGCGCUCGUUCGCUGCGUUCAGACUGGCAUGGCAAGCCAAGAGCUGGGAGACAUUUCCAUUAAACGAGACGGUGUGGAUAACAUAUCACUACGCAAAGCUGUACGCGUAUGGAUUUGCCUUUCAGUCGCAUCUACGGCGCAAGACAAAUAAGUACAAGAGUGCGCUCAACGUCCCUGCUUCGGAGCGGCCAUCACUUGCUAAUAUUGUCUUUCCGCGUGGGCUGAUUGGAAGCCCGGAUGCCAAAUUCAUUAUUGAGAGCAAGAAGGCUGCUAUGGAUCUUUUGAUUCUGUCGAUUGAUAAAUUGCACGCUGGAGGAGCCCUUGCAUACCUUCCAUGGCGAUACUACGGGUACAUCUCAUAUGCGGUUGUGUUUUUGAUCAAGAUUAUAUUCACCGGUGCUGUUGUGCCUAAAGAGCAGCAGGUCAUACUGGAGCUCGUUAAGCGCACUAUUGGCGCGUUUGUCGAUCUGGCGGGAUCUGUGGACCGCGCGCACCCUUUAGUUCGAAGGAUAGGGCAGCUGCGGAUGCUUGUGAAGACACUCUGGACGGCUGAGAAUAUGACGCCUGUGCCGUCUGCCACUGCGCCAGCUACUGCGGCCAGUACGAACGCGAGCAAU
Molecule: messenger RNA, 2217 nt
Organism: Myxozyma melibiosi
Lineage: Eukaryota; Fungi; Ascomycota; Lipomycetes; Lipomycetales; Lipomycetaceae
Exons: 4
Biological process (GO): regulation of DNA-templated transcription; DNA-templated transcription
Cellular component (GO): nucleus
Molecular function (GO): zinc ion binding; DNA binding; DNA-binding transcription factor activity, RNA polymerase II-specific
Source: RefSeq, a predicted model, not a curated record